AUGUCACAUCUUCUCACAUUUUUGAUUACAAUAAUCCACUGUGUGUUGUUCCAUGAUGAUGUAGCAACCUCAUUCUUCCCAAGUGGCCAAGAACUUACAAUCCCUUGGACCCUAGCCGCCUCAGAUGUAGAAACCAGUGGUCCCACAUCAAUACCCAGCUGGUUUUGGGAACCAGAUGCAACAUAUGCCCCACAAUAUGAAAUUUGUCUCAACACUACUGAAAGGGAGCUUCGUGAUGCACUGGAGCAAAGAAAAAAUCCUGAUGGCUUCCAAAACCAUAAUUCUUUUGAUGAUUGUACCCCUCCUAGCUAUUUAUCCAACUUCAACAUACAACUACAAGGGGACUCACAGCAACAUUCACAUAUUGCACAACCAUUCAACACUCUACAAAGAUCAAUCAGCUCACUUGGAAUUAGCAGUGAUAUAGAAAGGGAGAACAAGAGGAGAGCCAAGGCUGGACAUAAUAUCCUUGAAAAGGAUGUAAAUCAAAAGGCUAGUGAUAAAGAAUUCCCACACAUUGAGCAGGCAUUCAAAAAGAAGCACAAGAGCAGCUGUGAUUUAUCACAAGAAUGA
Molecule: messenger RNA, 573 nt
Organism: Melampsora larici-populina 98AG31
Lineage: Eukaryota; Fungi; Basidiomycota; Pucciniomycetes; Pucciniales; Melampsoraceae
Exons: 1
Coding region: 1-573 (190 amino acids)
Source: RefSeq, a predicted model, not a curated record